Messenger RNA from Purpureocillium takamizusanense, 3448 nucleotides. It is a transcript of the gene ATH1, whose product is annotated as Alpha,alpha-trehalase. Gene Ontology annotation, cellular component: fungal-type cell wall. The transcript is spliced from 2 exons. Gene Ontology annotation, molecular function: alpha,alpha-trehalase activity; carbohydrate binding. Lineage: Eukaryota; Fungi; Ascomycota; Sordariomycetes; Hypocreales; Ophiocordycipitaceae. Gene Ontology annotation, biological process: trehalose catabolic process. The record is from RefSeq and is a predicted model, not a curated record. Bases 31 to 3384 code for a protein of 1117 amino acids.
CGAAUUGCUCGGUAGCGUGCCGUGCCAUGAAUGCCUGCCCGUCCUUUGGUCGGUGCUGCUGCUGCUGCUGCUGCAACAGCUUGCUACAUAACUCGAUCCAUCUUCCGUCUGUGCUUGUGCCGUGUCUUGGCUGCUGUCGUCGCCCCCAACGCAAGCACAGUCUCUCGCGAGGAGAAGACGGACUGCACGCCGCAUUCUACGCGCGGCUGCCACUUACACGGACUACUGCAGGCGUCAGUAUUGACCCUCGAUCGGGUCGUACAGCACCACCACCCUCAAACAAACAGGCACCCCUUCCACGAAGUAGAGGGGAACACACACCCGCACUCACACUCUCACUCUCUCACAAUGGUGCAGCUGUCGCUGCUCUCCGCCGUGCUGGCUGCGGCCGGCAGUGUCUCAGUCUCAGCGGCCGUCACCUCCGCCGCGGCGACGGGCCCCGACUUCUCCGUGACGACGGGCAACCUCUCGACGUGGAACCAGAGCGACUGGUCCAUCACGGCGCAUCAGUUCGUGCCCGGCCACUACCAGUCGCGCCUCGGCCUGUCCAACGGCUACGUGGGCGCGUCCGUCGCCGCCGCCGGGCCCUUCUUCGAGAUCGACGUCAACCAGACGCACCGCGACGGCGGCCUCCAGCCCACCAACGGCUGGCCGCUCUUCAACCCGCGCAUCGCCUUCGCCACCAUCUCGGGCUUCUACAACGUCCAGAAGAACGCCUCGGGCACCAAUUACCCGUGGCUGACGCAGUAUGGCUGGGACUCGUUCAUCGCCGGCAUCCCGCACCCGACGGCCGUCGUCUUUGGCUUUGGCGACGAGUGGCUCGAUGCCGACGUCAGCAACGAGACCGUGUCUGGCUUCCGGCAGCGGCUGUCCAUGAGGGAGGGCGUCGCCGAGUGGUCGUAUACGUGGACCCCCAAGAACGCGUCGGCGUCGUUUGAUGUGACGUUUGCUCUCCUCUUCAGCAGGGUGCGUCCCAAUGUGGUCGCUACCAAGGCCACCAUCCGCGCGUCCAAGGACAUCAACGGUACCGCGACGGACCUGCUCGACGGCCGCAGCGCCGUCCGCAGCUAUUUGGACCAAAAGGGCGUCGUUUCCAACGGCAGCAACCCGAGCGUGUACGCCGCGGUCCAUCCCAACGGGCUCGCCAACGUCACUGGCUGGGUCGUCUCCAUGUCCGACUUCUCAUCGACGGCGUCGGGACGCGGGCGUGAGGCCAAGGGAAAGUAUCUCGGAGCCAACGAGACGACCAUCGGGCAGACCUUUGACAUCAGCCUCAAGGCCAACCAGACGGCCACCUUGUACAAGUACGUCGGCGUGGCGUCGACGGACAAGUUUGCAAAGGCCGAGAGCGUCGCGCGGGAGGCGGCGUCCAAGGCCAAGGCGGACGGCUGGGAGAAGCUCCGAGACGAGCACACGGCGGCGUGGGCCGAGCUCAUGACGGAGCACGCCGUCGACAACUUUACAGACCCGGCGACGGGCGAGCUGCCCGACGACAGCAACGUACAGAUCUUACAAGUGGCGAGCGCGGCGAGCACCUUUUACCUCCUGCAGAACAUGCGGCCCGAGGACGGCAGCGGACUCAACGACAACUCGGUGGCCGUGGGGGGGCUCACGUCGGACUCGUACGCCGGGCUCAUCUUCUGGGACGCCGACACGUGGAUGGCGCCGGGGCUCAACAUCGCGUUCCCCAAGUACGCGCAGCAGAUUGCCAACUUCCGGGUCAAGCAGCACGCCCAGGCCGUCGACAACGCCGUCUUCAACGGCUACGCCAACGACAGCUCGCUGUACUCGUGGACGGCCGGCCGCUACGGCAACUGCACCGCCACGGGGCCCUGCGUCGACUACGAGUACCACCUCAACUACGACAUUGCCUUCAACAUGCUGCAGCUGCUCAACGUGACGCGGAAUGAGACGUGGUUCGCCGACGGGCCCGAGCAGGUGGUCCUGAGCACCGCCUACAUGACGGCCAGCCUCGUCCGGUGGAACGAGACGGAGAAGCGGUACUGGCUGCGCAACGCGACGGACCCGGACGAGUACGCCAACAACGUCGACAACCCGUCGUUUACGCUCGCGUCCGCCGGCGAGCUGCUGAGGCGCGCCAACGAGCUGCUCGUCAGCCAGGGCAAGGAGGCCAACGAGACGUGGGCUGAGAUGGCCGAGAAGAUGGCCUUUCCGCGCGCCGCGUCCAACAUCACGCUCGAGUACCAGACCAUGAACAACUCUGUCGAGGUGAAGCAGGCCGACGUCGUGCUGGUGACGUAUCCGCUGGGCUACGGAUACAAUUAUACCCCUGACAAUGCCCUCCUCGACUUGGACUACUACUCCAUCAAGCAGUCACCAGACGGUCCGGCCAUGACCUUUUCCGCCUUUGCCGCCGCCGCCAACGAGGUCUCCCCCUCGGGCUGCGCCGCAUACACGUACACGCUCAAGGGGUUCCUCCCAUAUCUGCGCGGACCGUGGUAUCAGUUCUCGGAGCAGCAGAUCGACGACCCGACCAUCAACGGCGGCACCAACCCCGCGUUCCCCUUCCUGACGGGCCACGGCGGCGCCAUGCAGGUCGCGCCGUUUGCCUUUCUCGGCCUGCGCACCGAUCAGGACGUGCUGCACGUGGCGCCGUCGCUGCCGCCGCAGCUCCCGCACCUGCGUCUGCGGCGCUUCUUCUUCGCCGGCGCCGCCUUUGACGCCGUCCUCAACACGACGCAUACAAAGCUGACGCGGGUGCCCAUCCCCGCCGGCGACGCCAAUGCCGGGACCCUGAACGGCACGCGCUACGCGGACAAGGCGAUGCCGUUCAUCGCGGGCACCCCCGGCAACGACACGGGCAACGAGCAGUACACCAUCAGCGUCAACCAGACAGUCGUGGUGCCCAACCGGCUGUACUGGCAAAAGGCGACGCGCGAGGGCAACCUCCUGCAAUGCCUGCCCGUCACCUCGCCAGACGCAUACGUAGCCGGGCAGCUCCCCGAAAGCGCCACCGACGGCGCCGCCGCAACGGCGUGGCAGCCCAAGGACGGCAACACCAGCGCGAGCAUCUGGGUCAACACGACGGGCGUGCCGCCGCAAAAGGUGCGCGGCCUGUGGUUCGACUUUGGCGCGCGCCCCGUCGCGAACCUGAGCGUGUGGUUCUACAACGAGACGGCGGGCGAGGAGCGCGUCGACGCGGGCCCCGUGGUCAGCUACGACGCCGUCUCGCCCAACAGGCAGCAGGCCGGGCCGGAGACGGUGCUGCCCGUCAAGGGCAACACGACGAGCAUAGCGCUCGCAGAGGCCCUCGACGUCUGGACGGGCGAGUGGGUGAAGCUGACGGUGCAGGGGUGCGCGGGCUGCGACGAGAGCGAGGGGGCGGGCACGGGCGGCACGGUGGCCGAGUUUGUGGUCUACUGAUAUUUCGAGCGAGGCUUUAUAUAUUGUAUAUCCUGUCCCUACUACUAUAGUACAUGAAUAAUGA